This is a messenger RNA of Arctia plantaginis, 690 nucleotides long. The record is from the annotation of a GenBank genome assembly. NCBI's taxonomy places the organism in Eukaryota, Metazoa, Arthropoda, Insecta, Lepidoptera, Erebidae.
AUGUCUAAGAAACCUUUGGGCCCCGGGCCGGGCGCGUACCAGCUGCCCACGACGUGCGGCUACCCGGGCCACGACCCGUCGCGCUACCGCAACCCCAUGUACUCGUUCGGCGUGAACGCGGGCUACCGCGUGAAGGGGCUGGGCCCGGGCCCGUCGUACCGCAUCGACCGCGUGACGCGCGACGGCGCCAUGUCGUCUCCGCAGUGGUCGUUCGGCGCGCGCUUCGGGCCGCGCGCCACGCUGCGCACGCCGGGGCCGGGCGCGCACGCCCCGGAGCGCUGCCCGCCCAUGCGCGAGCCGCGCGCGCCCGUCUACUCCAUGGGCGCGCGCCUGGGCUUCGCGCUCAAGCGGCCCGGGCCCGCGCCCAACGCCUACGCGCUGCGCCUGGGCCCCGGCACGCCCGCCUACACCAUGGGCGCGCGCGUCGGCUUCGUGCCCAAGGCCAAGUCGCCCGGGCCCGCCGUCUACUUCAUGCAGGACACCAACGUCUACAAGAACAAACAGCCGGUGUACUCCCUGGGCGCGCAGCUGAGCGGCGCCGGCAAGCCGACCAAGACGCCCGGCCCCGCCGUGUACCCGCCGAACCUCUACAACACUAAGCAGAACUCAUACAAGUAUUCGUUCGGCACGAGACACGGCGACUACGCGCCGCCCAUGAUCAUCAAGGAGGACACCAUGGAUUGUCUAUAG